AUGCAAACAUUCAUGAAUACAUUCUCCAGUAACUAUCUGUUAGAUAAACAGACGACAGGGACAAAAAUGGCAUCAGUUAAUUCGAUUGAAGAUGAAGCUGAACUGCAGAAAAUGUUCAACGCAGCGAAAGAUCCUGACGAACGGAAAAUUCUUCGUACACGAUUGUUGGAAGUAAAGAAGAUUAAUAGUGAAAAACGUGAAAAAGAACGAAUCGAACGUGAACAACGUCGAGAAGAUGAUAUCAAACGACGAAAUCAAGCUCAAAUUGAGGAAAAUGUUCAACGCAUGAAAGUUUUUGAAGACACAGCCAAAAGUUUCGGAACGAAACUCGAAACACAAAUCGAUAAAUUGAAAGAUCAAGCACUUAAAGACAAACAAGCAUAUAUCGAAAAAGAACGCAAAGCUGAAUUAGCUCGUAUAGAAGCAGCAGCUAAACAACAUUUGUCAGCAAGUAUCGGGCCCGAUCGAAAUGAGGCAAUGACUAAACAACGACAACAAUGGGCCGUUGAAGACAAGGAGAUCGAUAAGAAGAAUUUGAAAGAUCUAUCGAAAUACACGGCAAGUUCAACAUCAAAAUAA
Adineta ricciae is the source of this 579-nucleotide messenger RNA. Lineage: Eukaryota; Metazoa; Rotifera; Eurotatoria; Adinetida; Adinetidae. The record is from the annotation of a GenBank genome assembly.